CCGAAUACCCCCCACUUCUCACCAUGAUUGCCGCAGCUUUCCUGGUGCUGCUGAGACCUUACAGCAUCCAAUGUGCCCUCUUCCUCUUGCUGCUUCUGCUGGGGACCAUCGCCACCAUCCUCUUCUUCUGCUGCUGGCACCGAAGGCUGCAGAAAGGGAGGCAUCCCAUGAAAUCUGUCUUUUCGGGUCGUUCCAGGAGCCGAGAUGCGGUUGUGAGAUCUCACCACUUGCGUUCAGAGGGAUUUAGAGCAAGUCCUCGUCAUGCCAGAAGAAGGGCAGCAGCCCGCCUAGAAGAAACUGAACCUUUAGCAGAAGUACAUCAUCAGAGUGAACAAGAAGCUUCAGUGAGAAAAAGAAAGCUCAAGAAAAACAGUCGAGUUCAGCCAGAAUUUUACCACUCCGUUCAAGUUCCCUCAACUAGAAAACCUAGCUCUGGGAACGCUUCCUACCGCUGCUCUAUGUCUUCCUCUGCGGAUUUUUCUGAUGAAGAUGAUUUCAGUCAGAAAUCAGGCUCUGCAUCCCCAGCUCCAGGGGACACAUUACCUUGGAAUCUCCCUAAGCAUGAGAGGUCUAAAAGAAAGAUUCAAGGCGGUUCGGUGCUGGAUCCUGCAGAGAGAGCUGUGCUGAGGAUAGCAGAUGAACGAGACAAAGUUCAAAAGAAAACUUUCACUAAGUGGAUAAAUCAGCAUCUCAUGAAGGUUCGAAAGCAUGUGAAUGACCUCUAUGAAGACCUAAGGGAUGGACACAACUUAAUCUCUCUCUUGGAGGUUCUUUCAGGUGAUACCUUGCCAAGAGAGCGAGAUUUUUUGAAGACCUUACGGUUGGUGAGUUCAACAGAAGCAUGCGAGUAUGAACAGCAUGAGGAUGUGGAGGAUGAGGAUAAGGGGCCCCGGGAGAAAGGUCGGAUGCGUUUUCACAGACUACAGAAUGUACAAAUUGCACUUGACUAUUUGAAAAAACGGCAGGUGAAACUAGUGAAUAUUAGAAAUGAUGACAUAACAGAUGGAAAUCCCAAAUUGACUUUGGGAUUAAUAUGGACAAUAAUUUUGCACUUUCAGAUAUCUGAUAUCCAUGUUACUGGAGAGUCAGAAGAUAUGUCUGCUAAAGAGAGAUUGCUAUUAUGGACACAGCAGACAACUGAAGGCUAUGCUGGAAUUCGUUGUGAAAAUUUCACUACUUGCUGGAGAGAUGGAAAAUUAUUUAAUGCCAUCAUUCAUAAAUACAGGCCGGACCUGAUAGACAUGAAUACCGUUGCUGUUCAAAGCAACCUUGCAAAUUUAGAACAUGCUUUUUAUGUAGCAGAAAAAAUUGGUGUCAUAAGACUUCUUGACCCUGAAGAUGUUGACGUCUCCUCACCUGAUGAAAAGUCAGUGAUAACAUAUGUGUCAUCACUCUAUGAUGCAUUUCCCAAGGUACCAGAAGGUGGUGAAGGCAUCAGUGCUAAUGAUGUUGAAGUUAAGUGGAUUGAAUACCAGAAUAUGGUGAACUACCUCAUCCAAUGGAUCAGGCACCAUGUUACCAUAAUGUCUGACAGAACAUUUCCCAAUAAUCCUGUAGAACUAAAGGCACUUUAUAAUCAAUAUUUACAAUUUAAAGAAACAGAAAUUCCACCAAAGGAGAUAGAAAAGUCAAAAAUUAAACGUCUCUAUAAAUUACUAGAGAUUUGGAUAGAGUUUGGACGCAUCAAACUCCUUCAGGGCUACCAUCCAAAUGAUAUAGAAAAAGAAUGGGGAAAACUCAUUAUAGCCAUGCUUGAGCGGGAGAAGACUCUACGGCCAGAAGUGGAGAGGUUGGAAGUAUUACAGCAGAUUGCAAGCCGGGUUCAGAGGGACAGUAUAGUCUGUGAAGACAAACUGAUACUUGCUCGAAAGGCCCUGCAAGCUGAUUCUAAAAGAUUAGAAUCAGGGCUGCAGUUCCAGAAUGAAGCAGAAAUUGCUGGAUACAUACUUGAAAGUGAGAAUCUUUUACGCCAGCAUGUAAUUGAUGUUCAAAUUCUUAUUGAUGGAAAAUACUAUCAGGCGGAUCAGCUGGUACAGAGGGUUGCAAAACUACGUGAUGAAAUUAUGGCCUUAAGAAGUGAAUGUUCUUCUGUGUACAGCAAAGGACGCUCCCUGACAACAGAACAGACAAAGCUCAUGAUAUCAGGAAUAACACAAAGUUUAAACUCAGGAUUUGCACAGACCUUAAAUCCCUGCUUAAACUCAGGGUUGACCCAGAGUUUAACACCUUCACUCACCCCUUCCAGUAUGACAUCUGGCUUGUCAUCAGGUUUGACUUCCAGACUGACUCCAUCUGUUACUCCUUCCUAUACACCUGGUUUUCCAUCAGGAUUAAUUCCAAAUUUUGGAUCAGGAGUGGACACAAAUUCAUUGCAAACACUCAAGCUGAUGCAAAUCCGAAAACCUCUUCUGAAAUCUUCUUUGUUAGAUCAGAAUUUAACAGAAGAGGAAAUCAACGUGAAAUUUGUUCAAGAUCUCUUGAAUUGGGUGGAUGAAAUGCAGGUGCAACUGGAUCGAACUGAAUGGGGUUCUGAUUUGCCAAGUGUUGAAAGCCAUUUAGAAAAUCACAAAAAUGUUCAUAGAGCUAUUGAAGAAUUUGAAUCUAGCCUUAAGGAAGCUAAAAUCAGUGAGAUCCAAAUGACUGCUCCCCUCAAACUCACAUAUGCAGAAAAGUUGCAUAGAUUGGAGAGUCAAUAUGCAAAACUCUUGAAUACAUCAAGGAAUCAGGAGCAACACCUAGAUACUCUUCACAACUUUGUAUCUCGAGCCACUAGUGAGCUUAUUUGGUUGAAUGAAAAAGAGGAGGAAGAAGUUGCUUAUGACUGGAGUGAAAGAAAUUCAAACAUAUCCAGGAAAAAGGAAUACCAUUCAGAAUUAAUGAGAGAACUUGAUCAAAAAGAAGAAGUGAUUAAAUCGGUUCAGGAAAUAGCAGAGCAGCUCCUUCUAGAAAACCAUCCUGCCCGACUAACUAUUGAGGCUUAUCGAGCAGCAAUGCAGACACAGUGGAGUUGGAUUUUACAACUUUGCCACUGCGUGGAACAACACAUAAAGGAGAAUAGCACAUAUUUUGAGUUUUUCAAUGAUGCCAAAGAAGCGACAGACUACCUAAAGAAUUUAAAAGAUGCCAUUCAGCGGAAAUAUAGUUGUGACAGAUCUAGCAGCAUCCAUAAGCUGGAAGACCUUGUCCAGGAGUCAAUGGAAGAAAAAGAAGAACUUUUGCAAUAUAAGAGCACAAUAGCAAGUCUAAUGGGCAGGGCAAAAACAAUAAUUCAACUAAAGCCAAGGAACCCUGAUAAUCCACUUAAAACAUCCAUUCCAAUUAAAGCCAUUUGUGACUACCGACAGAUUGAGAUAACCAUUUACAAAGAUGAUGAAUGUGUUUUAGCAAGCAAUUCCCAUCGUGCUAAAUGGAAGGUCAUUAGUCCAACUGGGAAUGAAGCCAUGGUCCCAUCAGUGUGCUUUACUGUUCCUCCACCAAACAAAGAAGCCAUUGACACUGCAAACAGAAUUGAACAACAAUUUCAGAAUGUUCUGGCCCUUUGGCAUGAGUCUCACAUAAACAUGAAAAGUGUGGUUUCCUGGCAUUAUUUGGUUAAUGAAAUUGAUACACUUCGGGCUAGCAAUGUUGCCUCGAUAAAAACAAUGUUACCUGGUGAGCAUCAACAGGUCCUAAGCAAUCUAGAAUCUCGUUUUGAAGACUUCCUGGAAGAUAGUCAGGAAUCCCAAAUAUUUUCAGGCUCAGAUAUAACACAACUAGAAAAAGAGGUUAAUGUAUGCAAACAAUACUAUCAAGAGCUUCUGAAAUCAGCAGAAAGAGAGGAGCAAGAAGAAUCUGUUUACAACCUUUACAUCUCAGAAGUCCGAAAUAUCAGACUUCGCUUAGAAAACUGUGAAGAUCGGUUGAUUAGACAGAUCAGAACCCCACUAGAAAGAGAUGAUCUGCAUGAAAGUGUGUUCAGGAUCACGGAGCAGGAGAAACUCAAAAAAGAGUUGGAUCGACUCAAAGAUGACUUGGCAACCAUCACAGAUAAAUGUGAAGAAUUUUUCAGUCAAGCUGCAGCAUCACCAUCCACCCCAACUUUGCGCUCAGAACUCAAUAUCAUCAUUCAGAACAUGAAUCAAGUCUAUUCCAUGUCUUCCAUUUACAUAGAUAAGUUGAAAACUGUUAAUUUGGUAUUAAAAAAUACACAAGGGGCAGAAGCACUUGUAAAACUUUAUGAAACUAAACUGUGUGAGGAAGAAGCUGUGACAGCUGACAAGAACAAUAUUGAAAAUCUUAUGAGUACUUUGAAGCAAUGGAGAUCUGAAGUUGAUGAAAAACGGGAAGUAUUUCAUGCUUUAGAGGAUGAAUUGCAGAAAGCCAAAGCCAUCAGUGAUCAAAUGUUUAUAACCUAUAAAGAACGUGAUCUUGACUUUGAUUGGCACAAAGAAAAAGCAGAUCAGUUAGCUGAAAGAUGGCAAAAUGUUCACACUCAGAUUGAAAACAGAUUACGUGACUUGGAAGCUAUUGGCAAAUCUCUGAAGUACUACAGGGAUACAUAUCAUCCUUUGGAUGAUUGGAUUCAGCAUGUUGAAGAUACUCAGAGAAAGAUUCAGGAAAACCAACCUGAGAAUAGUAAAACAUUGGCAACACAACUGAAUCAACAGAAGAUGCUGGUAUCUGAAAUAGAAAUGAAACAGAACAAGAUGGAUGAGUGCCAAAAAUAUUCAGAACAGUAUGCAACUGCUGUGAAGGAUUAUGAAUUGCAGACAAUGACCUAUCGGGCCAUGGUAGACUCACAGCAGAAAUCCCCAGUGAAACGUAGAAGGAUGCAGAGCUCAGCUGACCUAAUCAUCCAGGAGUUCAUGGACUUAAGAACCCGCUACACAGCUUUGGUUACUCUAAUGACUCAAUAUAUUAAAUUUGCUGGUGAUUCUUUGAAAAGACUGGAAGAGGAGGAGAAGUCACUGGAGGAAGAAAAGAAAGAACAUGUUGAAAAAGCCAAAGAGCUACAGAAAUGGGUGUCAAAUAUUAGCAAGACAUUGAAAGAAGGAGAGAAGGCUGGCAAAUCAUCCUUCUCAAAGCAGCAGAUUUCCAGUGAAGAAAUUGCCAUGAGGAAAGAACAGUUAUCUGAAACCCUUCAAACCAUACAGUUGUUUCUUGCUAAACAUGGUGAUAAGUUGACUGAUGAAGAAAGAAAUGAAAUGGAAAAACAAGUGAAAUCUCUUCAAGAAGGUUACAACUUAUUCAGUGAUUCUCUGAAGCAACUUCAGGAAUCAAACAUUCUAAGAGAUGAAAAGGUGGAAGAGAAGCUGGAUAAAGUCAUUGCAGGUACCAUUGACCAAACAACUGGAGAAGUCUUUUCAGUCUUCCAUUCAAUUUUAAAAGGCCUUAUUGAUUAUGAAACUGGAAUCAGGUUGCUGGAGAUGCAGCUAAUUUUCUCUGGUCUAAUUUCACCAGAGCUAAAAAAAUGUUUUGAUCUUCAGGAAGCUAAAAAUCAUGGUCUCAUUGAUGGACAGAUUCUGUUUCAACUUGAGGAACUAGGUAGAGCUAAGGAAAUUAUUUCAUCAUCAUCAUCUACAACAAUUCCUGUUUUAGAUGCUUUUGAUAAAGGUAUGAUUUCAGAAUCUGUGGCCAUCAGGAUUCUUGAGAUACAGCUUUCCACAGGGUUUCUAAUCAUUCCAUCCACAGGAGAGUACCUGACCUUACAGAAAGCUUUUCAAAGAAAUUUGAUUUCUUCAGCAUUGUUUUCUAAACUUUUGGAAAAUCAAAAUCUGUGCAAAGACCUUAUUGAUCCAAAUACUUCAGAGAAGGUCUCCCUAGUAGAUAUGGUUCAAAGAAGUAUCCUACAUGAAAAUACUGGAAUGCGACUUCUGCCUAUAAAGCCACGAGAAGGAGGUAAAAUAACACUAAAAUGUGGAAGGAAGAUCAGUAUUUUAAGGGCAGCUCAUGAAGGUCUCAUAGAUCGUGAAACUAUGUUUAGACUGAUAGGAGCACAGCUUCUUUCAGGAGGUCUGAUUGAUUCUGAUUCUGGGCAAAGAAUGACAAUUGAAGAAGCUGUGCAGGAAGGGGCAAUUGACUUGGGUACAGCUAACUGUAUUCUCACCCAUCAGGUACAAACAGGUGGGAUCAUAAGUUCAAAUCCCCCCAAACGUUUAACAGUGGAUGAAGCAGUCCAGUGCAAUUUAAUAUCAGCUAGCAGUGCACUUUUGAUACUAGAAGCACAAAGGGGUUUUGUUGGACUCAUUUGGCCCCAUUCUGGUGAAAUAUUUCCUGCAUCUUCAUUACACCAAAAGUUGAUUACAAAUGAAUUGGCAUACAAAAUACUCAAUGGUAGGCAAAAAAUAGCUGCUAUUUAUAUUCCCGAAACUUCCCAAGUCAUUGGUUUGGAUGCUGCUGCACAGGUAGGUGUCAUAGAUCAUAAUACAGCAUCUAUUUUAAAAAAUAUCAUACUGCCUGAUAAAAUGCCUGAUGCAGGAGACUUGAACACUUCUGCUGGACGAUGGUUAUCCUCUUGUGAAUUUCAACCAUCGACUAUAUUUCAUGAAUAUACACAGCCAGAAGUUAUUUCAGGUGGAGGAGAGUGUAUGGAACCUCAGACCUUAGAACAAUCAGAGAAUUUAUUCUUAUCUUAUUUGAUGAUAAAUAGCUAUAUGGAUGCAAACACAGGGGAAAGACUUUUGCUGUAUGAUGGAGACUUGGAUGAAGCUAUCAGUACAUUAUUAGAAAAUGAUAAUACAGCAUUUGGUGCAAUGUCAGCAAAAAAAGAAUUGAUUGGCACAAAUUUAAGAAAAUUUGGAGAUGUUUUAUUUAAUAAAAAGGAUGAAUGCUCAUUAAGUAGUUUUGAUGGGACUUGUUUCAAAGAUCCUGAAAAUGCAAUAGAUCUUCAGACUAAGGAAAGUGCAGUCAGUGAAGAAUUUAAUGAAAAGGAAGAUCAUUUUAUCAAUAAUAAGUGUGAUCAGCUGGAAUGCCUGCCUCAAAUCAUGUUGGCUAGGGACUUGGCUGAUGUUCACAUUGUAAAUGAUAGGGUAGAUUUAAUGCGACUUGGAAAGAUGAAUAGUGCAAUGCUUAGUGGUGAUUAUGAAAAUGUAUUUAAAAGUUGCAAAGAUGGAAAUCAGGUAGUAAUUAGUGCCAAUGUAGAUAAAUGCACUUAUUCUGAAAAUAUUCAAAAUGAUUUCCCAAGUGAUGCAAACAAAAAUUUUAUUGGAGUCUCCUCCAGAAAACUUUGUGUUCAGAAUAAAACAGAAAACCAAGAUAACAGGAUUGAGGACUUCAAUAUCUCUGAAAAUUCAAGUGAAAUUGACUUAUUCCAUUCAGAUCGAAUGGGAGUCCAUCUGGGAAGUAGUAAUAAUAUGUUCACCCCAGAUAGCUGCUUCCAGAAAUCUCUUAUUUCUUUGCCUUUCAGUGAUCAAGCUAUAUCACUAGAUCCAGAAAUAGCAAAAAGAUUUCAAGGUAGACUUCUGGACAGUAAAGAUAUUAGCAUUAAUUCACCAAGAAGAUCAUCUGAAUCUAAGUCAUUAAAUGUAGAUUUUAAUGCUCCCCAACUGCAGUGUCAGAGAGAUAGUUUUGACAGUUCAGACUAUUCAGGAAAUCAGACUGAAAAUGACAAAAGGCAAGUUGUUAUUUCUCACCCAGAAUCCAAAAUCAAUCAGGAUGACUCCAAGCUUGAAGAAUAUUCAGUUAACUCAGUUCUAAGCAAUAAUACUGAGAAUACUGAUACAUCUGAUAUUUGUGGAUUCCAACAACUUGAGGAAACUAAUGGUGUUGAAGAUUCUCAAGAUUCUCAGUUAGAGGAUAAUGAAAGUGAUACAGAGAGUGAUGAUGAUUCUUAUAGUACUCCACUGUUAGAAGACGAUGACCAUGACUCUCUGCUUCUUGAAGAUGAUGAUUAUGAUUGUUUGGAACCUGAGGAUUUUGAUAUGCUGCAACAUGAAGCAGAUGGCAUCCUUCAUCGUGGAUGUGUUUGUGCAGACAUUUCCAUGGGGAACAUAAGCCACAUAGUUACCCAAGGGGAAAGAUCAGAUCUGAUAAACGUGCAAAAGGAAGAACAGUCUCCUCAAGAAUUUUUCAAGGUCUCCAAAGAGAAUGAAUUACAUUCUGAUGAAAGAUUAAACAUAGAUUCUGUUGACAUAGAAGUGACAAAUGACAGGUUACUGGACACUAUAUCAGAAGAGGAAAGCACAAGUAAUUUUGAAGAUGAUGUUCCUGGGACCAUAACUUCAAAAAAUACAGAAAGAAAGAACUUUCAUGUUUCAUUAGAAGCAGGUGAAACUGAAUAUUUGAUAGGAAGAAGAGAACAAGAAUUUGGGCAAGAAGUUGGAUUUGAUGUUGAUCAAAAUGUUCAAUGCAUGAAAAAUGAGGACAGUUAUAGAAAUGGGAAAUAUCUACCUACUGUUAAUAACCAGAUUGAAUGUGAUAGGAAGAGCAUGCUUGACAUGUUUACAUUUCAGGGUAAGGAUGGAAAUUUCAAGGAUAUACAAGUAUCAGGUACUUCACAUGAAAAGAAAGAAGAUAGUGAGGAAAUUGUUGGUAUUAAUAUGACAAAGAUAAAAUCUACCAAAGAAACUCAAAAGUUUCUUAAUUUAGAAACUUUCCAAGAUGUUAAUGUUCUACAGCCAGAAUCAACUAGUGGAAAUAAUUUAGUUAAUAAAGGAGUCACCCUUCCAGAAUGUAUGUCUGAGAUUGUUAAUCAAAUCAGAGAAAGUCAACUUAAUAUUACUGAAAGGAACCCUGAGGAGUUUGCAGAAGAAAAACUUACAUUACACUCCUUUACUCAUGUUAAAGAAUCAGAAAAAAGGGUUGCUACUGAUAGUGUUUUAUGUAAUAAUAAUAUCAAUCCUAUUUCCCAAAUAGAUACUAGGGAUUCAGGGAACACAGAGACUAAGAUAUCACAACCAGGUUUGGAUUCCCUUUUUGCAGGGAAAGAUAGAAAUCAUACUGAGAGUUUGAUAUGUACAAUUGAAAACACAUGUUCUGAUGCUGAUAUAAUAGAAAAAUCUUCACAAGUAAGCCAUCCAAAGAUGAUGACAGACUCCAUUGAUCAAGAUCAUCAAAGAAAAGAAACAAAUGGUCAAGUUGAAAAGAAAUAUGAUGAGCAUAAAAUACUUAUAAAAGAAGAUAUACCAAUUCCCCAUGAGAUUAAACUGUUUGAUAGAAGUGUAGGAGACUAUGAUAAAGAUUUGAAUCACUUUCCUAGAGAAAGUAAUUGCCCAUUUCCAAAAAUCACAAGCAGUGAAGAAUAUAGUCAGACAGAGAAAGUGAAAGAAGCAAGUACAGAUCUUGCAAAGGAAUCAAAAGAUUUGCAAGUCUUAAUAGUUAAAAAUCCUGUUCAUUUGGAGAAUCUUGGAGAAAUAUUUGACAUAUCUGCUUCCAAAAUGGUCAGUGAAAUUGAUAUCAAAUCUGGAAGAAGUUCAACCAAAGAAACUGAAGGCCUUUCUGACAAGUUUCUCAGUGAGUCUGAGGAAGAAGUGGAUUUGUUCUCUUACUUGAAAAAAUGUGCAAAACACAUAACAGUAAGUAAGAACUUGAACCCAGACAAAAAUGAAUCUUGUACUACUGGAGAAAAUAAAAUGAUAGAGAAUGAUUUAAGGACAGAAUCCUCUGCAAAAUUAAAUUCAGAUGGCCACAUCCCUAUUUUAACAUCUGACCUUUUAACUGAUAAACAGUUACAAUCAGGAAUUGAUGGUACCAGAGAAAAGAAGGAAGAUGUAUGUAUAAAUGAGACAGCCUUAAAUCUUAAUACUAAACAACCAGACUUAGGAAAAGAAUCUGUGAUUACUCAAACAACUUCAGAAGAGGAGACAUUUACACUUUCAGAUUUGCCUCUUAAAACCUUAGAUUAUGUAAAUAAAAAUGCUGAUAUGCAGACUGACCUCGAGACAUCCCUGUGUAAAAAGGAAAUAAACAACAAAACUAUCGAUAUUUCUGGUAUUGAAAUCUCAUCCUUGGAAGUGAAUAAAAAAGAAGCAACUGGACAACAGCCACUGAAAGAAUGGACUUUGUCUCCAGAAUCACAUGCAACAGAAACCCAAACUCCUGAAUUAUCUUAUUUGAUAGUUGACAACUUGAAGGAUAUUUUAAAAAGAAGAUUGAAAGAAGGCUGUAUAUUCUUUGGGGAAGAAGGUGAAUUUUCCUCCUAUUCAGAAAGGAAAGUUUUAAUGCAGAAUUUACUUAAAAUGGUUAGCCUGACACAAUUGGUAAAAAAAUCAUCCAAUAAGUUCAGUGACUCUAAAACAAGUGAUUACAGUACAGUUUCACAGAUGACUGAUCCUCUAGAAGUAAAACCAGAGAUCCAUGAUAAUUCAUCUCCACUUUGGCCUACAAAUCUAGGUCCUGAGCUGCUUCUUGACAUUUUGAAACAGAGCCAGGGUGGCCAAAAGAUUUCAGGGGCAUUUGAAAUGAAGGGAAUAUCCCUGAAUGAGAAUGAUUCAGAGAGAAAUGAUAUUGCAUCAAAAGUUCUCCCAUUACAGCUUGAAAAUAUUUUCCACAUCCUCCUUGCUGAUGAACAUUCCCCCAAAUUAGAACUUGUUGCUGAUUUGAACAGAAAUCUGCCUACUAGUUUUCAGACUGAAGGUGAAAGGAUAUAUGGUCCUGAUGAAAGUCCUGAAAUCAAAAAAAGCGAGUGCUCUUUUAAUUCAGAAAACACACGAGAAACUGACAGAAUAGCUUCAACAUCAGUUGAAUCAAUGGGCCAUAGUAUAGGUUUCCAAAGUGAGCAGUCUCUUGGGACAUUACACAACAUUUCCCCAAAUCAUUUGGAGCACCCAUUGGAUUCAAAAGAAGAGGCUUCUGGAAACAGUCUCUUUCCAAAAUUUCCCAGUGUGUUACAGUUGUGUUUGCAGCACACUGAAAAGAUGCACGGAUAUUUGACUAUGCUUCAAGACAUGAAACUUCCUUUGGACAACCAGCAGUCCCUUGAUAACAAUCUAGAAACUUUGAAAAAUCAACUUCAACAAUUAGAGUCAUUUGAAUUGGGAUUGGCUCCAUUUUCUGCCCUUGUCAAAAAGGACAUGAAGUUGGCUGAAGAAUUCUUGAAUUCUCAUACCAGCAAUAUUCACAAAGAACAACUUGAGGACUUAAUUAUAAGCCAUAAGAAAUUGCAAAAAGAAUUGUUGUCCCUGUAUGAUUUAUCUUCAAAAAGAACUAAACAAAUUAGAUUAGCUAUAGAUUCUGAAAUGUCCAAGCUAACAGCUUCUCAUGAAGAAUUUCUGCAUAAACUUCAGAAGUUUUCAGAUUGGAUUACAGAGAGAAGGAAGACUGUGAAUGAUCUUGCAGCAGACACUGGUGAUGGGAAAAAUGUAAAGGAAACUCUGGAAUUACUUAAGACUAUAUUAAAAGAACUUGGUCAUAGCAAAAUUCAGCUGGAGACUACAGCCUUUGAUGUCCAGUUCUUCAUUUCUGAAUAUGCCCAAGAUCUUUCUCCUAACCAAAGCAAGCAGCUGUUGAGGCUUUUAAAUACAACUCAAAAGUGUUUUCAUGAUGUACAGGAAUCAAUAACUGCCCAAAUGGAAAUUUUAGAGACUCAUUUGCAUAUAGAACAAGAUCGCAAUGAUCAGAAGAUUGUAGCAGAACGGCAGCAGGAGUAUAAGGAAAAGCUUCAGGGAAUAUGUGAUCUCCUCACCCAGACAGAAAACCGGUUGAUUGGUCACCAAGAAGCCAUUGUGAUUGGAGAUAGCAAGGAUGAAUUAAAGCUCUACCAAACUAAACAAGAGGAGUUACAAAAGGAGAUGCAGAAAAGUGCACAGGCAUUGACAGAGAAAGUGAACAACACUGAGAAGUUCCUGAUGGAAAAUGGAGAAAAACUAUCACAAGAAGACAAAGCACUAAUUGAACAGAAACUCAGGGAAGCUAAGAUGAAGUGUGAGCAACUAAAUCAGAAGGCUGAACAGUCAAAAAAGGAACUAGAUAAGGCAGUAACUACAGCAAUUAAGCAGGAAACUGAAAAGGUUGCAGCAGUGGCACAGCUGGAAGAGAGCAAAAACAAAAUAGAAGAUCUUUUGGAUUGGUUAUCAAAUGUAGAUAAGGAAGGAGAAAGGGCAGGAAAGAAAUCUCACCAGGAGAUUGAACAAAAUGGAACUCAUUUUCAAGAAGGUGACCUCAAUUCUAUGAUUGGAGAGGAGGAUGAAGUAAAUGGUAAUGUGAUGGAAAUGGAUGUUGAUGGACAAGUAAGAACCACAGAGAAAAAUCUGAACCAACAAUACCAGAAAGUAAAGGCACAGCAUGAGAAGAUUGUUGCUCAGCACCAGGCAGUUAUUAUAGCUACUCAGUCGGCAAAAGCUUUACUUGAGAAACAGGGUCAUUACCUGUCUUCAGAAGAAAAAGAGAAACUAGAGAGGAACUUGAAAGAAUUAAAGACUCAAUAUGAGACAGCCCUGGCAGAGUCAGAGAAGAAAGUAAAAUUGACCAACUCUCUGCAAGAAGAAUUAGAAAAGUUUGACACAGACUACAGUGAGUUUGACAGUUGGUUACAACAGUCAGAGCAAGAACUUGAGAACUUAGAAGCUGGUGCUGAUGACUUCAGUGGAAUAAUAACCAAGCUAAAAAGACAGAAGAGUUUUUCAGAAGAUGUCAUUUCUCACAAAGGCGACUUAAGGUACAUUACAAUUUCUGGACACCGGGUCUUAGAGGCUGCCAAGUCUUGCAGUAAAAGAGAUGGUGGCAAAGGUGACAAAGAUAAUUUUGACACUUCUGCAACGUAUAAGGAAGUACAAGGGAAAUUGGAUCUUGCCAGUGAGCGUUUUAAAUCUCUCUAUGCUAAGUGCAAUGUCCUUGGAAAUAAUCUGAAAGACCUGGUAGAUAAAUAUCAGCAUUAUGAAGAUGCCUCUUCUGGACUUCUCUCUGGCCUCCAGUCUUGUGAGACAGCAGCAAAUAAACACUUAUUGGAACCCAUUGCCACGGAUCCAAAAAACCUCCAGCGCCAACUAGAAGAAACUAAGGUUCUUCAAGGACAAGUUUCCAGCCACCAGGUUGCUGUAGAGAAACUGAAAAAAACAGCAGAAGUGCUUUUAGACACCAGAGGAGCUUUAUUACCAGACAAGAAUGAUAUACAGAAAACACUGGAUGACAUUGUUGGGAGAUAUGAUAAUUUGUCCAAGUCUAUUAAUGAGCGGAAUGAAAAACUUCAGAUUACCUUAACCCGAUCCCUCAGUGUGCAGGAUGGUUUAGAUGAAAUGUUGGAUUGGAUGGGAAGUGUUGAAAAUUCUCUGAAGGAGCAAGGUCAAGUGCCCUUAAACUCUGCUGCUAUUCAAGACAUCAUCAGUAAAAAUAUGAUGCUGGAGCAGGAUAUUGCUGGUCGCCAGAGCAGUAUAAAAGCCAUGAAUGAAAAAGUGAAAAAAUUUAUGGAUACAACAGAUCCAUCUACUGCAUCCUCUCUGCAAGCUAAAAUGAAGGACCUGUCAGUUCGAUUUUCAGAAGCCAGUAAAAAGCAUAAAGAAAAACUUGAUAACCUGGAGAAGCUAAAAACCAAAGUAGAAUCAUUUGAAAAACUUUCAGAAAAACUUCAGUCAUUUUUUGAAACAAAAACUCAGGCUCUUGUUGAAAUGGAUGGUCCAGGAAAAGAUGUUACUGAAUUGUCUCAGUAUAUUGAAGAGUCUAACAAUGAAGUUUUAGAAUGCAAAAAAGAUUUUGAAACUUUGCAAAAUCUCCUGAAGGAACUGUCUACUCAUGGUUUCCCUGGGGAUAAGGCUUUGCUUUUGGAAAAAACAAAUACUUUGUCAAAGAAGUUCAAGGAAUUGGAGGAUUCCAUUAAGGAAAAAAAAGAAGCAAUAUCUUCCUGUCAAGAACAAACGGAAACGUUUCAGCUCCUUGUCAAACACAUAAAGACAUGGAUGGAAGAAACCACAGAAAAAAUUCCCAUCAUUCAACCAUCAAUGGGUAUAGAUGAUUUAAAGAAAUCUUUGGAAGAAACUAAGAAAUUACAAGGGGAGUGGAGCUCAAAAGCACCAGAGAUUCAGAAAGUAAACAACAAAGGAACAUCAUUAUGUAACUUAAUAAGUGCUAUGACUUCCCCUACAAAGGCAAUAGCAGUGAUUAAAUCAGGUGGAACAGUAUUAAAUGGUGAAGGAACAACUUCAGAUACUAAGGAAUUCUUGGCAAAUAAAGAACUGACAUCUGUUAAAAAGAAAAUGGCUGAGAUAAAUAAUAGUUAUGAAAAUCUUGGAGUCACAUUGAAGGAUAAAAUCUUUGAAUUGGAUGCCAAACUCACAAUAUUGCAAAAAGCCCAAGAAGAAUCAAGUUCAAUGCUGCAGUGGUUAGAGAAAAUGGACAAAAAGGCAACAGUAUGGGAUACAACUCCUACAGAUAGUGAAAGUGUGAAGACACAAGUUGAGCAGAAUAAGACAAUUGAAACAGAAUUGAAGCAAAAUAUGAAUAAAGUGCAGGAGCUGAAAGACAAGUUGACAGAUUUGAUGGAACAGAACCCAUACUCUCCUGAGGCACCCAAAUGGAAACAGAUGUUGUCGGAGAUAGAUUCCAAAUGGAAACAACUCAAUCAGUUAACAGCUGAUAGACAACAAAAGCUAGAAGAAUCUUCAAAUAACCUAACCCAGUUCCAGACUGUGGAAGCUCAAUUAAAGCAGUGGCUUGUAGAAAAAGAAUUGAUGGUUUCUGUGCUUGGGCCUUUAUCAAUUGACCCAAAUAUGCUUAAUACACAGAAGCAGCAAGUCCAGAUUCUACUAAAAGAAUUUGAUACCCGGAAACCUCAAUAUGAACAGUUAACUACAACAGGUCAGAGCAUUCUAAGCAAACCAGGUGAACACCAUCCUCUGCACGGAACUGUGAAAGAACAGCUGACAGUUGUGUCCCAAAAGUGGGAUAGCCUGACAGGACAAUUGAGUGACAGAUGUGACCGGAUUGACCAAGGCAUUGUUAAAAGCACCCAGUAUCAAAGCCUGCUAAGAAACCUUUCUGAUAAGCUAAGUGACUUGGAUAAUAAACUCAGCAACAGUCUGGCUGUAAGCACACACCCUGAUGCCAUGGAACAACAAUUGGAAACAGCCCAAAAAAUGAAACAGGAAGUAGAACAGGAAAUGAAGAAUAUUAAAAUGGCUCAGACCCUCUGUGAAGAGUUGUCAGCACUGGUUGGAGAAGAGUACUUGAAAGCAGAACUCAGUAGACAGCUAGAAGGAAUUUUAAAAGUGUUUAAAAAUAUUGAACAAAAAUCAGGAAAUCAUGUUCAGCAACUUCAGUCAGCAUAUGCCAGCUCCCAUCAGUUUCAGCAAAUGUCUAAAGAUUUUCAGGCUUGGCUGGGCAAAAAGAAAGAAGAACAAAACCAAUUUUACCCCGUAUCAGCCAAACUUGAUGUCUUACAGGAAUUAAUUAAAGAGCAGAAAGAAUUUAAGAAAGCUGUGAUUGACCAUUAUGAUUCUUAUGAGAAAAUUAUUGCAGAAGGUGAAAAUUUGUUAUUAAAAACUCAAGAGACUGAAAAGGCUGACUUGCAGUUGCAGCUUAACACAAUUAAAAUCAAUUGGGAUGGCCUUAUUAAACAAAUGACAGAAAGACAAGAGAAGCUGAAUGAUUGUUUGGAGAAAGCCCUUAAGUACAGAGAACAUGUAGACAACCUUAGGCCAUGGUUAGACAAAUGCCAAAACAAUUUAAUGGAAAUAGAAGUUUGCCCAGAUCCCGAGGAAACAGAAAAAUUGAUCGCUAAAGUGAAGACUUUGCAGAAAGAAAUGGACCAACGUUUUGGAAUGGUAGAAUUAUUAAAUAAUGCUACAAAUAGCUUGCUCAGUGCCAGUGAGACAGACAAAGAGGUUGUUACAGAAGAGAAUAAGACUUUGAUUCAGAAAGUAGACAUGGUCACAGAACAACUCCAUAGUAAGAAACAUUCUUUGGAGAACAUGGCACAGCAACUUAGAGAGUUCCAAGAGAAUAUCAGAGAAGCCCACCGACAACUUAGGUGUGUAAAGGAACAGCUGGAAGUUCAUAAUUCCUUAGGACCUCAGGCUUGCAGUAAUAAACACUUAACAGUUAUGCAGGCUCAGCAGAAAUCACUUCAGUCUUUGAAGCCCCAGAUAGAGUUGGCCAAAAGGUUUGCCCAGGAGUUGGUACUGGAAGCUUCAGAUUCAAAGGGAACGUCAGAUCUGUUAUUAGAGGCAGAAUCUUUAGAACAUGAGCAUAGUGAAGUUAGCCAGCAAGUUGAAGAAAAAUGUUCUUUUUUGGAGACAAAGCUUCAGGGCAUUGGUCAUUUCCAGAAUACCAUCCGAGAAAUGUUUUCACAGUUUGCAGAAUUUGAUGAUGAACUGGACAGCAUGGCUUCAGUGGGGAGAGAUAGAGACACACUGCAAAGGCAGAAGAGUGAUAUCAAGAACUUUCUAAAGAAACUAGAAGACCUUAUCACUGACAAUGAAAAUGCCAAUAAAACCUGCAAAAUGAUGUUAACCACAGAGGAACCAUCUCCUGAUCUUGUUGGAAGUAAGAGAGACUUGGAAGCGUUGAGCAAACAGUGCAAUAAAUUAUUGGACAGAGCAAAGGCUAGAGAGGAAGAAGUUGAAGGGACUAUUUUCCGGCUUGAAGAAUUUUACAGUAAAUUAGAAAAAAUGUAUAAUCUUCUCCAGAAAGCUGAAGAACACGAAGAGUCACAGGGCACUGUUGGAAUGGAAACGGAAACAAUCAACCAACAACUUAAUGUGUUCAAGGCUUUCCAGAAAGAGGAGAUUGAACCUUUACAGGUUAAACAACAAGAGGUCAAUUGGUUGGGUCAAGGUCUCAUUCAGAGUGCUGCAAAAAGUACUAGUACUGAAAACUUGGAGCAUGAUCUUGAAGAUGUUAAUGCACGGUGGAAGACCCUUAAUAAGAAGGUUGCUGAGCGAGCAGCUCAGCUGCAAGAGGCUCUCCUCCAUUGUGGGAGGUUCCAGGAUGCCCUGGAAUCUUUGCUUAGCUGGCUAGUUGAUACUGAAGAUCUGGUAGCCAAUCAGAAACCUCCAUCUGCUGAGUUCAAGGUGGUGAAGGCUCAGAUACAAGAGCAAAAACUUCUCCAGAGAUUGUUGGAUGACCGAAAACCUACUAUUGAAGGAAUCAAAACUGAAGGGCAAAAAAUUGCAGCAACAGCAGAACCAGCAGAUAAAGUGAAGAUUUUGAAACAACUGAGUCUCUUGGAUACUAGAUGGGAUACAUUGCUUAAUAAGGCUGAAACAAGGAACCGGCAGUUGGAAGGGAUCUCCGUGGUAGCACAGCAGUUUCAUGAAACAUUAGAACCAUUGACAGAAUGGCUCACAACCACUGAAAAGAAGCUUACAAAUUGGGAACCCAUAGGAACCCAAGCUUCUAAGCUUGAGGAACAGAUUGCCCAGCACAAAGCCUUAGAAGAUGACAUCAUCAAUCACAAUAAAACUUUACAUCAGGCUCUUAGCAUUGGCCAGUCUUUAAAGAUUUUGAGCUCCAGGGAGGAUAAAGAUAUGUUGCAGGAAAAACUAGACUUCUUUCAAGUUUGGUACAUUGAGAUUCAAGGAAAAAGUCACAUCAAGUCUGAGCUACUCCAGCAGGCCUUUUCUAAUGCUCAGAUUUUUGGUGAAGAUGAAGUGGAAUUGAUAACCUGGCUGAAUGAAGUUCAUGACAAACUCAGCAAAUUGUCAAUCCAAGAUUACAACAUUCAUGGGCUAUCAAAGCAACAAUCUGAACUUCUGGCUCUACAAGAAGACAUCCUGCUCAGGAAACAAAAUGUUGAUCAGGCAUUGCAGAAUGGUUUAGAGCUCCUGAAACAAGCAACAGGUGAUGAAGUCUUGAUAAUUCAAGAUAAAUUGGAAGGUAUUAAAGCAAGGUACAAAGACAUAACUAAGUUGAGUUCUGAUGUAUCUAAGACUCUGGAGCAGGCCUUGAAGCUUUCAGGAAAGCUACAGUCCACUCAUGAAGAACUUUGUUCAUGGCUUGACAAAGUAGAAUUGGAAUUACUUUCAUAUGAAACUCAGGACGUGAAAGGAGAAGAAUUAAGCCAAGCCCAAGAAAGACAAAAAGAAUUGAAAAAAGAAGCCAAGAGCUAUAAAGAAUUAGUAGAUGCUCUUAAUGAAGUCAGUAGUGCCCUGUUGGAACUGGUGCCAUGGAGAGCAAGAGAAGGACUGGACAAAAUGGUGACAGAGGACAAUGAACGCUACAGAUUAGUAACUGACACCUUAGCUCAGAAGGUGGAAGAAAUUGAUGCAGCUAUACUGAGAUCCCAGCAGUUUGAUCAAGCUGCUGAUGCUGAAUUAUCCUGGAUUGCAGAAACUGAAAAGAAACUUAGGUCUCUGGGUGAUAUUAGACUUGAGCAAGACCAGACCUCUGCUCAGCUUCAAGUUCAAAAGGCAUUCACCAUGGAUAUUUUGAGACACAAGGAUAUUAUCGAUGAACUUGUUAAAUCUGGGGAUAAAAUCAUGAGCAGUUGCAGUGAAGAAGAGAAAAAGUCAAUGAAGAAAAAAUUGCAUAAUGUAUUGAAAAACUAUGAUGAUAUCUGCCAAAUCAACUCAGAACGGUACCUUCAACUGGAACAGGCACAAUCUCUGGUCAACCAAUUUUGGGAAACAUAUGAAGAACUGUGGCCAUGGCUGACAGAAAUACAAAGGGUCAUAUCUCAGCUCCCAGCUCCAGCUCUUGAAUAUGAAACUUUAAAACAACAGCAAGAAGAACAUCGGCAACUGCGAGAGUUGAUUGCUGAACACAAGCCUCAUAUAGAUAAGAUGAACAAAACUGGGCCCCAGUUACUGGAAUUGAGCCCAGGAGAAGGCUUUUUAAUCCAAGAGAAAUACAUGGCAGCUGAUACCCUUUACAGUCAAAUUAAGGAAGAUGUCAAAAAAAGAGCUGUGGCUUUGGAUGAAGCCAUUUCUCAAUCUACCCAGUUCCAUGACAAGAUAGAUCAGACCCUUGAAAGCUUAAAGCGCAUUGUUGAACGCUUGAGACAACCGCCUUCAAUCUCAGCUGAGGUUGAGAAGAUUAAAGAACAAAUCAAUGAAAAUAAGAAUGUAUCAGUAGAUAUGGAGAAACUUCAGCCAGUGUAUGAAACACUCAAACAGCGUGGAGAGGAUAUGAUUGCUCGUUCUGAGGGUACUGAUAAAGAUCUAUCUGCCAAAGCUGUUCAGGAUAAACUUGAUCAAAUGAUCCUCAUAUGGGAGGAAAUACACACUUUGGCAGAGGAACGGGAGGCUAAACUACUUGAUGUAAUGGAACUAGCUGAAAAAUUCUGGUGUGAUCAUAUGUCAUUAGUAGUUACAACUAAAGAUACCCAGGAUUUUAUCCGGGAGCUGGAAGGACCUGGCAUUGAUCCCUCAGUAGUGAAACAACAACAAGAAGCAGCAGAGGUGAUAAAAGAAGAAAUAGAUGGAUUGCAAGAAGAGCUUGAUAUGGUUGUGAACCUUGGUUCUGAACUGAUAGCUGCCUGUGGAGAACCUGAUAAACCUAUUGUCAACAAGAGUAUUGAUGAGUUGAAUUCGGCCUGGGAUUCUCUAAACAAAGCAUGGAAGGAGCGGGUGGACAGAUUGGAUGAUGCAAUGCAGACUGCUGUGCAGUACCAAGAUGGACUUCAGGCAAUAUUUGACUGGGUAGAUAUUGCUGGUGGUAAAUUGGCUUCGAUGUCACCCAUUGGAACUGAUCUGGAAACUGUGAAGCAACAAAUUGAUGAACUCAAGCAAUUUAAAUCAGAGGCCUAUCAGCAGCAAAUAGAAAUGGAAAGACUAAAUCAUCAAGCAGAUCUCUUACUGAAGAAAGUUACAGAAGAGAGUGAUAAACACACUGUCCAAGAUCCUUUGAUGGAACUCAAAUUGAUUUGGGAUAGCUUAGAUGAGCGUAUCAUCAAUCGACAGCAUAAACUUGAGGGUGCUCUUUUAGCUCUGGGACAGUUCCAACAUGCUCUGGAUGAGUUAAUGACAUGGCUGACACAUACUGAAGAUUUGCUAAAUGAACAGAAACCAGUUGGUGGUGAUCCUAAAGCCAUUGAAAUUGAACUUGCCAAGCAUCAUGUACUCCAAAAUGAUGUGUUAGCUCAUCAGUCUACAGUGGAAGCUGUUAAAAAAGCAGGAAGUGACCUAAUUGAAUCAAGUGCAGGAGAAGAAGCAAGUAAUCUCCAGACCAAGCUGGAGGUUUUAAAUCAACGCUGGCAAAAUGUAUUGGAGAAAACACAACAAAGGAAAAAGCAGCUGGAUAAUGCUUUGCACCAGGCACAAGGGUUUCAUGGAGAAGUUGAAGAUUUACAUCAGUGGCUGACUGACACUGAGCGUCACUUGUUGGCAUCAAAACCUAUUGGAGGAUUACCAGAAACAGCCCGCGAACAGCUUGAUACCCAUAUGGAACUCUGUGCUGCCUUUGAAGUUAAAGAAGAAACAUAUAAGUGCCUCAUGCAAAAGGGCCAGCAGAUGCUUGCAAGAUGCCCAGAGUCUGCAGAUACAAACAUUGACCAAGAUAUAAAUAAUUUGAAAGAAAAAUGGGAAUCUAUAGAAGCCAAACUCAGUGAAAGAAAAGCUAGACUAGAAGAUGCCCUUAAUUUGGCCAUGGAGUUCCACAAUUCUCUUCAGGACUUCAUCAACUGGCUUACCCAAGCUGAACAAACACUGAAUCUAGCUUCUCGGCCAAGUCUUAUCUUGGAUACCAUCUUGUUUCAAAUUGAUGAACACAAGGUCUUUGCCAAUGAAGUAAAUUCUCAUCGGGAUCAGAUCAUCGAGCUGGACAAAAAUGGUACCCACUUGAAAUAUUUUAGCCAAAAACAAGAUGUUGUAAUUAUUAAAAAUCUCCUGAUUAGUGUUCAGAGUCGAUGGGAAAAAGUUGUCCAGCGAUUAGUGGAAAGAGGACGAGCUCUGGAUGAGGCGCGGAAGAGAGCAAAGCAGUUCCAUGAAGCAUGGAGCAAACUUAUGGAAUGGCUAGAAGAAUCAGAGAAAUCUUUGGAUUCAGAGCUUGAAAUUGCCAAUGAUCCAGAUAAAAUAAAGACACAACUUACACAACAUAAAGAGUUCCAGAAAGCACUUGGAGCAAAACACUCUGUCUAUGACACCACAAACAGAACUGGACGUUCUCUGAAAGAGAAGACCUCUUUGACUGAUGAUAAUUUGAAACUGGAUGAUAUGUUAAGUGAGCUCAGAGAUAAAUGGGACACUAUUUGUGGGAAAUCUGUGGAAAGGCAAAACAAAUUAGAAGAAGCUCUGCUGUUUUCUGGACAAUUCACAGAUGCUUUGCAGGCUCUCAUUGAUUGGCUGUAUAGAGUUGAACCUCAGUUGGCAGAAGAUCAGCCAGUUCAUGGAGACAUGGAUUUGGUGAUGAAUUUGAUAGAUAAUCAUAAGGUGUUCCAGAAAGAGCUGGGGAAAAGGACGAGCAGUGUGCAGGCUCUAAAGCGGUCAGCUCGGGAACUCAUAGAAGGCAGCCGUGAUGACUCCUCUUGGGUUAAAGUCCAAAUGCAGGAAUUAAGUACUCGGUGGGAGACUGUAUGUGCAUUAUCAGUAUCAAAACAGACACGGUUAGAAGAAGCUUUACGCCAGGCAGAAGAAUUUCACUCUGUAGUGCAUGUUCUGCUGGAAUGGUUGGCUGAGGCUGAGCAGACACUUCGGUUCCAUGGUCUGCUCCCAGAUGACGAAGAAGCUCUCCGGAACCUCAUUGAUCAGCAUAAAGAAUUCAUGAGGAAACUGGAAGAGAAAAGAGCUGAAUUAAAUAAGGCAACAGGUAUGGGAGAAGCUGUUCUGGCCAUCUGUCACCCCGAUUCCAUUACCACCAUCAAGCACUGGAUUACUAUCAUUAGAGCCAGGUUUGAGGAGGUCCUGGCAUGGGCAAAGCAGCAUCAGCAGAGAUUGGCAAGUGCCCUGGCUGGUCUUAUUGCUAAACAAGAAUUGUUGGAAGCUUUGCUGGCUUGGUUGCAAUGGGCAGAGACCACACUCAGUGAGAAAGACAAAGAAGUCCUCCCCCAGGAGAUUGAAGAAGUGAAAACCCUUAUAGCAGAACAUCAGAGUUUCAUGGAGGAAAUGACCAGAAAACAGCCUGAUGUGGACAAGGUUACUAAGACCUACAAGAGAAGAGCAGCUGAUCCCUCUCCUUUACAGUCACAUAUUCCUGUCCUAGAUAAGGGGAGAGCAGGAAGGAAGCGUUCCCCAACAUCAAGCUUGUAUCCUUCUGGAUCACAAACACAAAUUGAAACAAAGAAUCCAAGGGUAAACUUAUUAGUGAGUAAAUGGCAGCAAGUCUGGCUUCUAGCUUUGGAAAGAAGAAGAAAACUUAAUGAUGCCUUGGACAGACUGGAGGAGCUGAAAGAAUUUGCCAACUUUGAUUUUGAUAUCUGGCGUAAAAAAUAUAUGCGGUGGAUGAAUCAUAAGAAAUCUCGAGUAAUGGACUUCUUCAGACGGAUUGAUAAAGAUCAGGAUGGAAAAAUAACACGACAAGAAUUUAUUGAUGGAAUUCUUUCCUCCAAAUUCCCAACCAGUCGCCUGGAAAUGAGUGCAGUUGCUGAUAUCUUUGACAGAGAUGGUGAUGGCUACAUCGACUAUUAUGAAUUUGUUGCAGCUCUGCAUCCCAAUAAGGAUGCUUAUAAGCCUCUGACAGAUGCAGACAAAAUUGAAGAUGAGGUAACAAGACAGGUAGCUAAAUGUAAAUGUGCAAAACGAUUUCAAGUGGAACAAAUUGGAGAUAACAAGUACAGGUUCUUCCUGGGAAAUCAGUUUGGUGAUUCCCAACAACUUCGUCUUGUUCGCAUCUUGCGAAGUACUGUGAUGGUUCGUGUUGGAGGUGGCUGGAUGGCACUUGAUGAGUUCUUAGUGAAAAACGAUCCUUGCAGGGCUAAAGGAAGAACAAACAUGGAACUCCGUGAAAAGUUCAUUUUAGCAGAUGGUGCUGCUGGUCAGACAGCUAUGGCAGCUUUCCGACCCAGGGGGAGGAGAUCACGACCGUCAUCCAGAGGAGCUUCCCCCAAUAGAUCGACUUCAAUGUCAAGCCCUGCUGGUCAGGUGGCCUCACCUCAGGCCCCCGUGAUGAGCACCCCAAAGAUAGUCCAGCCUUUAAUACGCAAUUAUGGUAAACCAUGGUUGACAAACAGCAAAACGUCAACUCCUUCUAAACCAGCAGAAUCCUCAGACUUUCAAGUGUCAUCUGCAGAGGGAACACCGAUACAAGGAAGUAAGCUUCGCCUUCCAGGAUAUUUAUCAGGGAAAGGGUUCCAGUCUGGAGAGGACAGUGGAUUGAUAACAACUGCAGCUACCAGAGUCCGAACACAAUUUGCAGAUACCAAGAGAACUCCUAGUAGACCUGGAAGCCGAGCUGGGAGCAAAGCUUGUAGCAGGUCAAGUAGUCGCCGAGGUAGCGAUGCCUCUGACUUUGAUAUUUCUGAAAUCCAGUCUGUGUGCUCAGAUAUGGAGACUGUGCCUCAGACCACCAGACCAACCCCCCGAGCAGGUUCUCGACCAAGCCCAGCCAAGCCUUCCAGAAUCCCCACACCCCAGAGGAAAUCACCUGCCAGCAAACUGGACAAGUCCACAAAAAGAUAGUGCGAUUGGUUCUGCUAUGGGCCUUCCUUGUGCAUUUACUAUUUAAGUUUCUAAAAUGUAAAAUAAGAUGUAGAGAUUAUUGUGAAAUAUUGCAAGAGGUGAGUUUUAAAUUCUGCAGAUGGCCUUAUUUUGUGUAUUUAUCUUGUUCUUUUACCUGUAUAAUUAUUUUGUUGGAUAUUUUGGGGAUUAUACCACAUCACAUGUGAAGAGAGAAUUUUUAACAAAGACUAACAUUUGUACACAGCAAUGUGUAGAACUUACAUGUGAAACUCAAUUCCUGUAUGUACAGGUAAGUCUGUGACCUGACUGAGAAGGGCCGCAUCACUGCAUCAUUAGCUAACAGCUAGGGAUACCUCAUGACAUAUCUUUUUCUUUUUUUAAACAAAAAAACCAUCAAAAGCCAAAAAAAUGAAUCUAUUUUGAAAUUAUUAAACUGAAGUGCAAAAGAUGGGAAACAAAAAAAAUGGCAUGUACACAUAUACAUAUACCAAAAAAACCCAACACACACAUACGUACACACACAAAAAACCCACACACAAAACAACACAUUCACAUUACUGUUAUUCAAACAGAAUUUGUUAAAAGAACUCAAUUCUCUGGAAGUAACUUCAAAUACUUGCCAGUUCUUUAAAACUCCAAUACAGCAUUGAAUUGCAGCAUUUCUGUGCCAUUGCUUUAAAUGAGGCCAGAGACCUUCUGGAUAUUAGAACUAUUAUCCUAUAAAAAUAUCAAUGCAAAGUGCAUUCAUUUCAAUGUGAGGUUUUCUUUUGCUUGACUGGAUGGUAGCACUGUAUCAUUGAACUCAUUUUGUAUCCAAGCAACUUUGCUUGCAGAAAACUAUGAAAUAAAACAUGUCCCUUAACAACAAUGCUAUGGAAUUAAUUUUUUUCCCCAGGGAAAAAUCAGUACUACAUUAUUUUUAUGGGUAAUCACAAUUUGGAGUGACCAAAAAAGACUUAAAAAAUGGGUUGGUCUUAAUUUCCCACCUUAAAUAAUUACAUUCUGAUAUCAUGUCUAUAUUUAAUAUAUAUACGUUUUAAUUUAUUAUGUAUAUUCACAUAAAUAUAGAAAAUGUUAGUAUGCAUUUAAUAAAACAUUAUUCACUUGUACACACCAUGGCAUACCUGAUUAUUUGGAACUUUCUUUAUGUUAGAUAUUGGCUUUAUUAAUAAGAGUGAUAGUUUUGGAGUUAGAAUAUUGGGUAUGAAUACUAUAUCUCCCAUUCAGUAUCUGUGUCAUCUUGAACAAGUCUCUAUUCUUCCCUGUACCUCAGUUUUCAUAUCUUUAUGUAAAAUGAGGGUUUCAGAUUCUAUGAGAUUGGUAAAGUCCUUUUUUGGUUAGCUCUGAGAGAGGUCCUAAACUGAAAUUACAGGGAAAAGUCUCAUACAUACCUUCUCUAUCCUAUCCCAUCUUUAGGGGUAGGAUUUGGCAGGAUAGACUUUUCCUUGUUCCUUAAAUGAUAUUAGUGCUUAACAACCAGAGUGAUAGUUAAUUGAGCGUUGGACUAGGAAUCCAAUAUAACCUCAGUUCACAUCCUACCACUGAUUCUCAAUCUUUUAUCCUUGUAUUGGCUCACCUAUAAAAUUAGGGACAGUGAUAUCUACAGUACUUACCUCCUGGGUCUCUGACAGGGCUCAAAUGAGAACAUUUGCAAAAUGCUUUGCAAACCUUAAAGUGAUAACAGUGUUAAGCAAUUAUUAUUGUUUUUAAUGGAAAUAAUUUAUUCACAAGAUGCAUGUCUCAGGUGAGAAUCUUCUAUUGAUAUGAUAAAUCUCAAUCAUGAAACUGUUUUCACUUUUCCCAAUGGGAUAAUGAUGAUCAUGUAAUCUCCAUUGGCCAAUGGAGUGUGUUAAAGGAGUGUCCCUUUGUGGGGAUAGCAAAUGUGCCUGCAAAGAUAUUUCAAAAACAAAUAUUAAUGAAUAAAAUAGUAUUCUACACA
Sarcophilus harrisii (Tasmanian devil) is the source of this 25335-nucleotide messenger RNA. It is a transcript of the gene DST, whose product is annotated as dystonin. The record is from RefSeq and is a predicted model, not a curated record. Gene Ontology annotation, molecular function: microtubule binding; keratin filament binding; structural molecule activity. Gene Ontology annotation, cellular component: cytoplasm; cytoskeleton; keratin filament. Gene Ontology annotation, biological process: wound healing; intermediate filament bundle assembly. NCBI's taxonomy places the organism in Eukaryota, Metazoa, Chordata, Mammalia, Dasyuromorphia, Dasyuridae.